AUGGCCCUCGCUCCUUCUAAAGUUUCUCCCUUUUCUGGGUUCUCCCUCUCAGACUGUGUUGGGGGUGCCGCGAGAAACCCAACUUGUUCUGUUUCUUUGAGUUUUCUGAAUAAGAAAGGGGAAAGCAGAAACCUUGGGGUUUCUGCCUCAACUGCGCCUCUCACUGGGGUGAUCUUUGAACCCUUUGAGGAGGUUAAGAAGGAAGAGCUCGCUGUUCCCACUGCUCCACAGGUUUCGUUGGCUCGUCAGUAUUACGCUGAUGAUUGCGAAUCUGCGAUUAACGAGCAGAUUAAUGUGGAAUACAAUGCUUCCUAUGUGUACCACUCCUUGUUUGCAUACUUUGACAGGGACAACGUAGCUCUCAAGGGAUUUGCCAAGUUCUUCAAGGAAUCUAGUGAAGAAGAAAGAGAGCAUGCUGAAAAGCUUAUGAAAUAUCAGAACACUCGUGGUGGAAGAGUUGUUCUUCACUCCAUCAAGAAUGUACCCUCAGAAUUUGAGCAUGUGGAAAAGGGGGAUGCAUUACAUGCAAUGGAAUUAGCUUUGUCUUUGGAGAAGUUGGUGAAUGAGAAACUUCGGAGUGUGCACAGUGUGGCAGAUCGCAACAAUGACCCUCAAUUGGCUGACUUCAUAGAAAGCGAGUUUCUGUCUGAACAGGUUGAAGCAAUUAAGAAGAUAUCAGAGUAUGUGGCUCAACUGAGGAGGGUCGGAAAGGGUCACGGUGUGUGGCACUUUGAUCAAAGUCUUCUUCAUGAUGGACAUGCUGCUUGA
Molecule: messenger RNA, 768 nt
Organism: Vigna angularis (adzuki bean)
Lineage: Eukaryota; Viridiplantae; Streptophyta; Magnoliopsida; Fabales; Fabaceae
Product: ferritin, chloroplastic
Biological process (GO): intracellular iron ion homeostasis; iron ion transport
Cellular component (GO): cytoplasm
Molecular function (GO): ferric iron binding; ferrous iron binding
Source: RefSeq, marked provisional